AUGCCACGGUCUCGCCGAGGGGGAAGGAAGCGGCAGAUCAAGCGGUUAAAAUGGCGUCUCAUCGAGGCUGGAACGUUCGAUCCUCGCAUCUUCGAUCGACCUCCGCCCCCCGACGCCUCCCCGAGACCCCACGGAUCACCGGGCCCGUUUGAGCUGCCGCCUCCACAGCCUACCCCCUGCACCCGACUAGUGGCCCCGGCACCACCCUGCCAUAACGCACCACCACCAAACCUCGCUCCCUUUAGGCGCCCGCCGCCCCGGCUACCCCCAGGGACCGACACCGCCCCUAUACGAGCUCCCACGCGUCCCGCAAAGGUGGACCGCCAGGCCCGUCCACCCCUGCGGCAAGGCCCCCGCAUAACAAGCGACGAGGCCUUCGUCGGGACGCUCCCGAAAUUCGCCUUAUCCGGCAAGGCGACCCCUCGAUCCAUAGAAGCUUAUAAAAGGCUUCUCAAGCCCCUCGAAGGAGCACCACCUCUUAAAAGAAGAAAACAAGCGAGAGAACAAUAA
Messenger RNA from Monomorium pharaonis (pharaoh ant), 510 nucleotides. Its product is annotated as proline-rich receptor-like protein kinase PERK10. The coding region runs from base 1 to 510 and encodes 169 amino acids. The record is from RefSeq and is a predicted model, not a curated record. NCBI's taxonomy places the organism in Eukaryota, Metazoa, Arthropoda, Insecta, Hymenoptera, Formicidae. The transcript has a single exon.